AUGCUACAGAGGAAUCCCCCAAUGAAUGUGUUUACUUUUGAGGCUGCUAUUGCAUUCGAGUCUAAGAUUGAUGACGACUGCUACAACGCUUGCUUCGAAAGAGCUGUAGCUUGUACAUUGUUUCAUUUAGGAUCGAGUGGGGGAUUUAGAGAGACUGCACAGGCAUUUGGUGUUUCUAAAUCUUGGUGUAUGGCAAGCGUCAACGAGAUCGUUCGUUUCCAUCUCUGCUGUGGGGCAAUGGACGGAACAUUAAUCGCCAUCAACCGCCUUCACGAUUUUGAGGGCUGGUACAAUCGCAAAGGAUUUCCUUCUGUAAACGUUCAAGCUGUUUGUGACCACCGCAAGCGAUUCCUUUCUUUCGACGUUCGCCCAGGGUCAUGGAGCGAUGCCAAGAUUUUCCAACAUUCGAGCUUUGGCCGGAACAUCUCUCGGCUUUUGCCCCGUGGGCAUCACGUUUUAGCUGACUCGGGCUACGGAGUCGCAUGCAACCUUCAACUUCAAUUUGUCAUCGACGCGCAUGGCGAUUGA
Phytophthora sojae is the source of this 528-nucleotide messenger RNA. RefSeq lists its product as hypothetical. The record is from RefSeq and is a predicted model, not a curated record. NCBI's taxonomy places the organism in Eukaryota, Oomycota, Peronosporomycetes, Peronosporales, Peronosporaceae. The transcript has 5 exons. Bases 1 to 528 code for a protein of 175 amino acids.